UUCGACUCCUUCACGCUUUUUUCCUCUCCGGAUUCGACGGAGAAAAUCCCAUUUCUACACCGCGGAAAUUCCUGCCACUCUCAUGCCGGAAGCCAUCGGAUUCCGGUGAAGCUCGUCGGAUUUCCAGCGACCUUUACGGCUCAAGCGAAGAAAUCUCCUACUAUAACUAACAUAGGAGACUUGAACUGCUCAGAAAUGGUUGGAAAGAGCUCUCGAAGAUUCUAGAAGUAAGCAGUACAGCCUUCUUAGAGUUCCGUCAUUUUCUGGUGAAGUUCGUCAGAUUUCCGGCGAUAUCUGCGUCUCAAAGGCAGAUCUCCCGCAAUAGAGAAUAUCGGCGAUUUUCACGGCUUGAAGAUAGAAAAGGAAAGAGCUCCGAUACCGUCCUGACGGAAUCCAUCAGAUUCCGAGCAGAUCGCCAUAUUUCCGGCGUUUCUCUAGCUUAAAAGCGUUCCAGAACCUGCUUCCAUACCUGGAGAUUCCCGUCAUUGUCCAACCGGAAAUCCGCCGAGAAAAUCAGCAGUAAAAGCUCCAGCUGUUUUUACAGCUUAAAAAAGAGAAGACGACAAAAAUCCGGAAUCCGUCAAAUUUCGAGCAGAUCGUCUGAUUUCUGGCGUUUCUCCAGCUUAAAAGAGAUCCAGAACCUUCUUCCACACCUAGAAAUUCCCGUCAAUUUCCAACCGAAAAUCCGCCAAGAAAAUCAGCAGUAGAAAGCUCUAGCUGUUUUUACUGCUGAAAAACGGAAAAGAUACGACAAAAAGCGGCUGUCUUGUUGAAAAAAGAGCAUUCGACAGCCACAAAACCAGAAGGAGAGAGAGCGAGCGAGCGGUGGCAUUAAUGAAAUGUAGGUGUAUGUAUUUGGACCGUCUUUUGAGUAGUCAAGGAGGGCAAUAACGGACUUUUCGAAAAGUGAAUAGCAAGUUUGAAUGCGAGCAUAUGGAAGAGAUUUGGGGGAAGAGAAUAGCAAAAGCAAAAGAGAUUUGCAGGUUUGUUCAGUAGCUCUGUAUUUUUGCAGUGGUGAAUUCUGUUGUUUCUGAAGGAAUCAGGGCUUUGAAAAUGCCAAAAUACGGAAUGUAGGCAGAGUUGGGGUUUUUGAAAUUGCGAAAUGUGGGGAGGGUUUUCCAAUUGAGGGGACGGUGGUUUGCUUCUACGUCGGAAUCUUCAGAAACAGAGAAAAGGAAGAAGGAAACGAAAGAGAAGAAGGUAGAAGUUUAUUGGUGAGGAUGGCGGAUGAAGAAGAAGAAAUGCGGUCCUUGGCAUUGACACCAACAUGGUCUGUUGCGGUCGUAUUGACGGUCUUUAUCGCCGUUUCUUUGCUUGUGGAGCGCUCUAUUCACCGUCUGAGCUCUUGGUUGCACAGGACCCAUCGGAAACCAUUAUUUGAAGCACUUGAGAAAAUGAAAGAAGAACUGAUGCUGCUAGGCUUUAUAUCCCUCCUCCUCACGGCAACGUCAGGCUUGAUUUCAAACAUUUGUAUCGACUCAAAGUUCUACAGUGGCAAAUUCUCUCCAUGUACCAAGGCUGAGCUUGAAGAAGAUCCUCCAGAAGACGAGAAGAGUAAACAUGGGGAACGUAAACUGUUCACAAGUUCUAUCAUUCAUCACUCAUUGAGGAGGGCAUUGGAGGGUCUGAGUCAGAAUAGUUGUAAAAAGGGUCAUGAACCAUUUGUUUCAUAUGAAGGUUUGGAGCAGCUUCAUCGGUUCAUCUUUGUUAUGGCGAUAACACAUGUAUCUUAUAGCUGCUUAACAAUGCUGCUGGCAAUUGUGAAGAUCCAUACUUGGAGGAACUGGGAGGAUAAGGCUCACAGGGAUCAGGAUGACUUGUUAGGUAACAUCACCAGAGCAUUGACGCUGAAAAGGCAAUCAACGUUUGUGAAAUUCCACACUUCAAAUCCCUGGAGCAGAAAUAGAUGUCUUGUUUGGGUGACUUGUUUUUUCCGCCAAUUUGGCCAUUCGGUGGUGCGCGCUGACUAUCUUACACUCCGUAUGGGUUUCAUCAUGAACCACAACCUUGUGCCAAAAUAUGAUUUCCACAGCUAUAUGAUUCGCUCUAUGGAAGAGGAGUUCAAAAUGAUUGUUGGUGUGAGUGCACCACUUUGGGGAUUUGUUGUUGCUUUCAUGUUGUUUAACAUAAACGGAUCCAAUCUCUAUUUCUGGAUAGCCAUUAUUCCUGUCACUCUUGUUCUUCUGGUGGGUGCAAAAUUACAGCAUGUCAUUGCAACCCUAGCAUUGGAAAAUGCUGGCAUAACCUCGACCUUCCCUGGUACAAAGUUAAGGCCCCGAGACGAUCUUUUCUGGUUUAAAAAACCAGAACUGCUGUUAUGCUUAAUACACUUUGUCCUGUUUCAGAAUGCAUUCGAGUUGGCUUCGUUUUUCUGGUUCUGGUGGCAGUUUGGGUACAAUUCGUGCUUUAUUAGAAAGCAUUCGCUGGUAUACACGCGACUGGUUUUGGGGUUUGCUGGGCAGUUCCUUUGUAGCUAUAGCACCUUGCCUCUAUAUGCUCUGGUGACUCAGAUGGGUACAAACUACAAAGCCGCACUGAUUCCACAGAGAAUACGAGAGACGAUGCAUGGAUGGGGAAAAGAGGUGAAGAGAAAGAAGCGGAGGCAUGGUGUUGUGACUGAUUCAUCGACCAUACGCACAGAGACUAGCACAAUCUGCUCAAUCGAAGAAGACGAGCAGCAACUGCUUGAACUUGAGCCUGCGGAUUCUCGCAUCGAGAUUGAGUUACAGCCAGAUUCUACCACUGCUGAUCCAUCACCGGUUGGCACUGAGAAUUCAAGUAGGAUAGGGACACCUCUCCUUCGGAGCUCCGCUUCUGUCUCAUCUGGAGCCAGCUCGAAUGCUCAGAGAGAUGAAAUUCAGAGAUCGAUGUCCAUGCCAGCAAACAGACAUUGAAAGAAGUGAUAUCAGUUUUGUUAAGGCUCCGUUUGGACAUGCUAUUCGGUUGACUUGCAAUAGCUUGUCGAUAGAGAGGAAACGACUAAAUUGCAGUUAGGUAACUUUCUAGUCCAAAUCGAAAGCAACACAAAUUGCAAUUCAGAGCAUUCUCAAAUGAUUGCAAUUGCAAUUUGGUCAAGUCUACCGUAUUGAAUUAAUUUGCGCAAUCCAACCCAAUAACAAAUCCAAACACGGCCUAUCGUUUCUUUAAAGAAACUACAAUGUUAGUGCAUAGAUAUGUAUAGAAAAGAAAUGGUAUAACAGGUUUUUUGAGUUUUUUUUUUUUUUUUUGGUUUAACAACAUCUGCCCCUCUUUUCUUAAUGAAAUUGAAAAGAAAGGAAAUAUAGUUAUUGAAUCUGGCUUAUUUUUCACUUUAGUC
Molecule: messenger RNA, 3316 nt
Organism: Magnolia sinica
Lineage: Eukaryota; Viridiplantae; Streptophyta; Magnoliopsida; Magnoliales; Magnoliaceae
Product: MLO-like protein 11
Exons: 15
Coding region: 1221-2894 (557 amino acids)
Biological process (GO): defense response
Cellular component (GO): membrane
Source: RefSeq, a predicted model, not a curated record